Molecule: messenger RNA, 828 nt
Organism: Cladophialophora psammophila CBS 110553
Lineage: Eukaryota; Fungi; Ascomycota; Eurotiomycetes; Chaetothyriales; Herpotrichiellaceae
Exons: 1
Coding region: 1-828 (275 amino acids)
Molecular function (GO): methyltransferase activity
Source: RefSeq, a predicted model, not a curated record
AUGAACCCAAAGCCCCUAUCUUCAGCCUCGACCUACACUCAAGGCCACAGCGCGGCCGUGGUGGCAUCACACGCGUCGCGUACGGUGGAAAACUCUGCAGCGUUCCUGCUUCCUCAUCUCAAGCCGCAUUUCACGGUUGUGGAUCUGGGAUGCGGCCCGGGGACGAUCACGAAGGGCUUUUGUCCCCAUGUGGCCGACGGGUCGGUGAUUGGGAUUGACGCCGCAGAGUCGGUCAUCGAGCUCGCCCGCGCCGGCGCCUCGGAGAAAGAGUAUCCUAACCUCAGGUUCUGCGUGGGAGACAUCACGGCCCGACUGCCGCUGGACGACAACUCUGUCGACGUCGUCUACACCAGCCAGGUGCUCUACCACAUCCCCGCGCCCGUGCGCGUCAUAAAGGAAGCCCUCCGGGUGCUGAAACCAGGCGGCAUGCUCGCCAUGCGCGAGACGGACACGCUGAUUUACCACCCGGCCAACGCCGGGACCGAAGCGUUCACGGCAACUAUGGCCAGGGCAGUUUCCCCGGGUGCCCAGGGCAUCGGGUCCGGGCGACGGAUUCACCUCUGGGCGCAACAGGCCGGGUUCGAGCGGUCGAAGAUGCAGGUCCGCGCCGGCGCGACCUGCCACCCGGCGCCCGACGAGUCGAGAUGGUGGGCGAACAUCCAGGUCGAGCGGCUCCAAGGGGAGAUCGGGCGGAAGUGGUUGGAAGAGCUGAAGAUCGUGCACAACCAGGCCGAGAUCGAUGCCAUGGCCGCCGGCUUGAAAGCCUGGGGAGACAGUCCCGAGGCGUGGUAUGUCGCGGUUCAGGGAGAGGUCAUCUGUUGGAAAUGA